CUCAGGAUGGACUGAAAAAGAAGAAAAUAUAGGCAGAAAAUGGGUCCUUGACCUGGACACCCGAGACACGCCCUUAGAUGACCGUGAUACGACGGGGCGAGGCCGGGAUGGUGAAGGUGGUGCCUCGCAGCCCGUACCGCCGCCGCGCCGAGCUCGGCGGAGGGGCCGCGGUAGAGGAACGCGUGGAGCCCCACGAGGCGCCCGCGGUGCUCGAGGUGGAGGCGGAUUCGCACCCCCGCCGCCGCCCGGCCCGCCACCCGGCGACCCGGGGGAUGGCGGAGCAGGAGAUGGUGACUCGGGCGGCAAUGGGCCGCCCCCAAACGGUGGAGGACCUCCACCUCCCCCUGGUCCACCACCAGACCCGCCCCAUGAUUCCCACUAGUUUCGCUCGAGAGGAAUUUUCCACAGCGUGGGCUUGA
Messenger RNA from Vitrella brassicaformis, 419 nucleotides. NCBI's taxonomy places the organism in Eukaryota, Vitrellaceae. The record is from the annotation of a GenBank genome assembly.